This is a messenger RNA of Saxophila tyrrhenica, 2193 nucleotides long. RefSeq lists its product as uncharacterized. Lineage: Eukaryota; Fungi; Ascomycota; Dothideomycetes; Mycosphaerellales; Extremaceae. Gene Ontology annotation, biological process: adenine biosynthetic process; 'de novo' IMP biosynthetic process; L-threonine metabolic process. Gene Ontology annotation, molecular function: phosphoribosylformylglycinamidine cyclo-ligase activity; homoserine kinase activity; phosphoribosylamine-glycine ligase activity. The transcript has 2 exons. Gene Ontology annotation, cellular component: cytosol. Bases 1 to 2193 code for a protein of 730 amino acids. The record is from RefSeq and is a predicted model, not a curated record.
AUGGCCGCUCUUGGCAACGAUUUUCGACCUCGAGAUAAUUCAAGCGCAUUGGCUGAUACCACAAUCAUUCUGAAAGAGGAUCAGGAAACAGAGUAUAUGGUCGCGAAGAUGUUCACGAUUCGUCCUGGCUUCGAUGUGAUCGGUCUGGCUCUCUCGAUAUGGCUGGAACUGCGUGUGACGACUGGUGAAAAAACUUCUGAAGCCGUCCGGUACAACUGCCGAAUCACCUACGAGGGCAAAGGGGAUGUGGACAAAGACGCCGACAAGAACCUCAUCACUCAGACCGCACUCUACGUACUUCGAUGUCAUGGAAAGAAGACAUUUCCUGAAGGCACUCACGUCCAUAUCGUGAAUCCUAUCCCUCUCGGACGAGGUCUUGGAUCAUCGGGUGCUGCGGUCGUUGCUGGCGUAUCACUCGCGAAUGAAGUCGCACAACUAGGUCUUUCGAAAGACCGCAUCCUCGACUACUGCUUGAUGAUCGAGCGACAUCCAGACAACGUCGCUGCUGCUCUGUUCGGCGGCUUCGUGGGAUCAUACCUCAAGGAGCUCAACCCUGAAGACAUGAAGCGAAGAGAGAUUCCUCUGGCUGAAGUACUUCCAGCGCCACAAGGAGGUGAAGAUACCGGACUCACUCCUCCCAUACCCCCGCAAGACAUCGGCAAACACAUCCGCUUUCCUUGGGCGAAGGAGAUUAAAUGUAUUGCGAUCAUCCCGGACUUUGAAGUGUCGACGGCCGAGGCAAGGAGAGUGCUGCCGACGUCGUACGAAAAGGCAGAUGUGAUUUACAACCUGCAGCGAGUAGCCCUGCUUACUACGGCACUUGGUCAGAGUCCGCCAAAUCCAGUCCUCAUCUACGAUGGAAUGCAAGACAAGGUCCACCAACCGUACCGAAAAGGCCUGAUACCUGGUUUGACCGAGAUCUUGCAAUCUGUGGGCCCAGACAGGAAUCCAGGUCUGCUUGGGAUCUGCUUAUCAGGUGCCGGCCCAACGAUCCUCGCGCUGGCUACCGAGAACUUUAGUGACAUAGCUGAACACCUUCUUGGCGAGUUCAAGAAGGAAGGCAUCACUUGCGACUGGAAGCUACUGGAGCCAGCAUACGACGGAUUGACUGUGUCGCAUGGGUCCCAGGAAAGUGGUAGGAUGACGUACGCGGAUGCUGGAGUGUCCAUAGAAGCGGGUAACGAACUCGUGCAGUCAAUCAAGUCUGCUGUAGCUUCGACAAGACGACCAGGUGCAGAUGCUGAAAUCGGUGGUUUUGGCGGCGCUAUGGACCUGGCAGCUGCAGGAUACACAGAGCCUCCGUUGAUCGUACAAGCAAUUGAUGGCGUGGGCACCAAGCUUAAGAUCGCUUUUGCCAUGGACGACUUCUCGACCGUCGGAAUCGAUCUCGUCGCCAUGAACGUCAAUGAUCUACUGGUGCAAGGUGCAGAGCCGCUGACUUUCAUGGACUACUACGGAUGCUCGAAGCUGGAUGUAGCAGAUGCGUCGCGCUUCGUCAAAGGUGUAGCGGAAGGCUGCCGAGAAGCUGGAUGCGCAUUAGUCGGAGGCGAGACGGCGGAAAUGCCAGGCAUGUAUCAAGGCAAGGAGUUUGAUGCCGCUGGUGCAGCGACUGGUGCGAUCAAGGAGGGCAGGAAGAUACUGCCAGACAAAGAGGCAAUGCAAGAAGGCGACGUCUUGCUGGGAUUGAAGAGCAACGGAGCUCAUUCAAAUGGCUUCUCGCUUAUUCGCAAGGUCAUCGAGAGACACGGACUCAGCUGGAAUGACCAGGCGCCUUGGGACUCGAGCACGACUGUCGGUGCAAGCUUACUUACUCCCACACGGAUAUAUGUGAAAGCAUUGAUGCCAGCCAUCGAGCAAGAUCUGAUCCUCGGCAUGUCGCAUAUCACAGGCGGUGGCCUAGAUGAGAAUAUCCCACGCAUGCUGCCCAAACACCUAGCGGCGGAAGUGAACGUCGCUUCGUGGCCUGUUCCAGGAGUUCUGAAGUGGCUGAAGCAGGCCGGCAAUGUGAGCAAUAAGGAGUUCGCAAGGACGUGGAAUACUGGUUUGGGGAUGGUGUUGGUGGUCAAAGAGGAGAAGGUGCAGAGUGCUGUUGAUGCGUUGAGGUCUGCUGGAGAAGAGGCGGUUCGUGUCGGGAAAUUGGUUGCGAAGAACGAUGAAGGUGUAAUUUUGCUGGGGCUGGAGCACUGGGACUGA